Messenger RNA from Scophthalmus maximus (turbot), 2503 nucleotides. It is a transcript of the gene foxe1, whose product is annotated as forkhead box E1. The transcript is spliced from 2 exons. Lineage: Eukaryota; Metazoa; Chordata; Actinopteri; Pleuronectiformes; Scophthalmidae. The coding region runs from base 168 to 1259 and encodes 363 amino acids. The record is from RefSeq and is a predicted model, not a curated record. Gene Ontology annotation, biological process: cell differentiation; regulation of transcription by RNA polymerase II; anatomical structure morphogenesis. Gene Ontology annotation, molecular function: DNA-binding transcription factor activity, RNA polymerase II-specific; RNA polymerase II cis-regulatory region sequence-specific DNA binding.
CCUUGAACAGCGCACAUGGCGCUGUUACACCUUUACUCCUCAACUUAGCCUGACAACAAACUGUAGGAAUAAGCUGAACGAGCGCCGCAUUUAAUGAAACAGGAUUUCUUGGAAAAGCUCAUUUCUUUAAUGAAGAACUGUUGGAUUUGGACUCAAAGACACUGUCCAUGACAAUGCCGGUGGUCAAAGUGGAGAAAGAGUCUCCCGCUGACACUUUAUCUGACUCCAACCCUCCACCAUCGACAGAGGUGCAGGCCAGAGGUCGGAGGAGGAAGAGACCUCUCCAGCGGGGGAAACCCCCAUACAGCUACAUCGCACUCAUUUCCAUGGCCAUAGCAAACUCUCCUGACCGCAAACUGACAUUGGGGGGCAUCUACAAAUUCAUCACGGAGCGCUUCCCCUUCUACAGAGACAAUUCAAAGAAAUGGCAGAACUCCAUCCGCCAUAACUUGACACUCAAUGAUUGUUUUAUCAAGAUCCCAAGAGAGCCGGGGCGGCCAGGAAAGGGCAACUACUGGGCUUUAGAUCCAAACGCCGAGGACAUGUUCGAGAGUGGCAGCUUCCUCAGGCGGAGGAAGAGGUUCAAGCGCUGUGACUUCACCACCUACGCCUCAUACGUGCAUGAGACGCCAGUUUUCUCCCCUGUCCAGAUUGCCAGGUCGGCUGCAUAUUCCAACUCAGUCUACUCCAACAUGACGGUCAGUCCGACCUACGGGCAGCAGCUACCGUCGGCCUACUACCCCUCCUCAUCACCUCCUGCGUUCGGACCAGGUCAGAACCGCAUGUUCAGCAUCAAUAACCUCAUGGGACACCCAACUCCAGGCAGUAUGCUUGGAGGUCAGGGGCCAGAGGGGAUGCAGCAGCCCAGCCGGACCUUUAGUCCAGAGGGGCCCCCGAACGGAUCCAGUCCCUGCAGCCUGGGAGCCCCAGUUUUCCAGAGCCAACCAUGCGGGGGACCUUUGCCACCCCGCUCGACUACACAUCCCGGGUUCACCUACUCCGGGCCAAACGUGCACCCACACCACCAUGCACACCAGGGUUCAUAUGGACAGGGCCACACCCAGGGGUAUGCAGCGGCGGGACGCCUCCAUGCCCACGGGCCUGCAGAGUCUGUGGACCAUUACAGCAGGAUGUCCCCGGUGCAGCUGGGUUCUUUCUCCCAGUAUAACAGCGCUGCAGGUCCCAUCGGCAACACAGGGGGUUAUCUGAGACACCCUACAUAUCCGGGGAGUAUAGACAGGUUUGUGUCUGCUAUCUGAGAUACUGAGAAUGUAGCAUCUCGCUUCUCAACCGAACAUCAGAGACAAGUGAGCCAGACAUGUCUGCAGACAAACAAAAUUGCUUUUUUCAAUGGACAAAAACUGAAUACACAUAAUCUAGAUCACGCUUUAAAUUUGGUUUCAAAAUGUCCCCUCUUCACAUGUGAGAAUGUAAAUUAAUCGAAUUUCAUGUGUGGUUGUGAGCUUUUUCUUUUGUCAUGAUGUUAAUGUACAUGUUAAAUAUUUACGUAACUGGUAAGUUUAAAGACGAAAUGCUAAAAUGUUACUAUAAAUUAUUUUGUUUCAUGGUCAUAGGCUUUGCAUUAAGUGGCUUGUAUGAAGAACAUCAGCUUUAGAUUUUUAUGUAUUUUUUUUUCCAUAUUAAAAUGCAUAAUAGGUCAUUUUUGUUGAAAUAAAACAAUCAUAUGGAAAACAUUUGAUAAAUAAUUGACAUAAUACUGCAAUUACAAUUCAAGCAAUUGUUUCAGACCCUCAUUUUUAUUUUAUUAUUCCCGGAGAAACAUUAGAUGCACAGCAAGGUAAAAAACAGUUAGCGACAUAUGAUUAUAACAUCAGAUAUAUUUGUUAAUCUUACGAAUAAACUAUAUUGCUAAAUAUCAAGGACAACAAAUCCAGACACAACGCCAGCAGGAAUGAAAAAUGCCCUCCAUCGUGUCUCUGUGGUGUUUACUUUGCUUUCUACACAGUUUCAGCUCAGCUGGUCUGAAGUGUUGUCUGGAGCCACAGUAUCAGCAGUAACCGUGACCGGCCUCAGUUAUCAUGUCCAGACAUCGACACAGCUCUUAGACACACGGUUAAUCUACCACAUGGAUCCACUCGUCAAAGAAAAUGAAUUGACUUGUAACUCAAUAUUUCAGCCUAUAAAUUUGCGCAAUGCGAGUCCCUUACGGCGACACUAGAACCUCUUCCACAGAAAGUCUGCGCAUCAGACAAGAUGAGACUCGUAUAGGAAAUGCUUUGUUAUAGUUAAGACACUUUAUUUUCUACCGGAAAUUUGUUGACAGAUUUUCUUCUCUUUUUUUUUCAACAAAGGAUCCUAGUUUUUCUUGAGUGCUGCUUGAUCUUUUUGUCUGUGUGGAUCAAAUGAGGAUGACGGUUAAUCCUAAAAGUAAUCUGAAGGUGUUUUAAUUAUACCCAAUUUCAAAUGGACAAUUUCAUUAUUGCAGGACCUGCACUCAAGACAUCAGUCACAUGGGGAACACGCCACACGGUCAUGGUCUAAU